Messenger RNA from Prunus mume (Japanese apricot), 2351 nucleotides. NCBI's taxonomy places the organism in Eukaryota, Viridiplantae, Streptophyta, Magnoliopsida, Rosales, Rosaceae. The record is from RefSeq and is a predicted model, not a curated record.
UCUACUCGCAUUCGCAUAUAUCAGAAAAAACCAAAUUAAUAUUUAUUAAAAAGAAAAAAGAAGAAGAAAUUUGUUGGGUCCGUUCGAGUUUCAUUCCUGGACGUCACAGAGUCUCCCUUUCUCUCUAGUCUCUGCUACUGCUUUAUUUUUCAUCUCGAUACUUAGCUGAUUAAAUGGAUGAGCAAGUGGGAAAAGCAAAGCCAGCAGUUUCUUUUGAGUAUGAGCUCUUUGAGGGGGACCCUGAUCACCUAAGAACUGUUGUAGCUACACUCACGCCUACACUCACUCCAACUAGUCCGUGGAUCGAUCCUGCCUCACUCAACUUUAAGUACCGAAUUGGGCGAGGUCCCUUUGGUGAUGUUUGGUUAGCAACUCGUCAUCAGUCUGCAGAGGAUUACGAAGAAUAUCAUGAGGUAGCUGUUAAGAUGCUCCAUCCUUUGAAGGAAGACGACAGACAGGAGUUUGUCCGCAAGUUUGAAAGGUUAUUUUUCAAGUUCCGCAGAGUCUAUGGGGUUGGUUGGCUUCAUGGUAUCUCCAUUGUUGAUGGGAAGAUCUGCAUUGCUAUGAAAUUUUAUGAGGGAUCAAUUGGCGAUCGAGUUGCUCAGAUGAAGGGUGGCAAGCUUCAACUUUCUGAUGUCUUAAGGUACGGAAUUGAGUUGGCGAAAGGAAUUCUAGACUUGCACUCACUAGGGCUUCUGGUGCUAAACCUGAAACCUUCCAAUUUCCUUUUAGAUGAACAUGACCAGGCGGUCCUAGGAGAUUUUGGGAUUCCAUAUCUACUUCUUGGGAUUUCAUUGUCUAAUUCAGAUAUGGUUCUUAGACUUGGCACCCCAAACUACAUGGCUCCAGAACAGUGGGAACCAGAAGUGAGAGGCCCUGUAUCCUUCGAAACGGAUGCAUGGGGCUUUGGUUGUUGCUUUGUUGAGAUGUUGACUGGUGUUCAACCUUGGUUUGGGAGGUCAAUUGAAGAAAUUUAUCAUUCAGUUGUGAUCAAGCAAGAAAAGCCACCUGUUCCAAAUGGUUUGCCUCCUGCACUUGAGAAUGUCAUAAAUGGUUGCUUUGAGUACGAUUUCCGCAAUCGGCCUUCAAUGGAAGAUAUCAUACACGCUUUUGAAAGCUCACAAAAUGAUGCUCAAAGUGAUGGAGAAUGGCUUGGUUUAGGAAGCAGUACACCUGCUGCAAAAUUUAGUAGCAGUGGUUAUACUACAUGGUAUCUCUUGAAAGAUCGUCUCCAGGUUGGAGACAUAGUUCGCUCAAGGAAGCCCCUGAAUGCACGCAAGCCUCAAGCUAUGGAUGUCCCUGAAGGAAGUGUUACUGGUCUGGAGACUGAUUCCGAUAGAGAUGGUUUUGCCCUGGUGAAGAUCCCUGGAGAACGCAACCCUGUAAGAGUACUGGUGUCAACAGUUGAGAGAGUCACAUCUGGCUUCGCAGUGGGUGAUUGGGUGAGCUUGAGGGGUGAAUGCAGGAAGCACUCUCCUGUUGGAAUUCUUCAUUCCAUACAGCGUGAUGGAAGUGUUGCAGUUGGAUUUAUUGGGUUAGAGACUCUAUGGAGAGGAAAGUCAUCUGACCUUCAAAUGGCUGAUGCAUAUUAUGUGGGAGAGUUUGUGAGGCUCAAGGCAAACGUGCUCUCUCCCAGAUUUGAGUGGCCUCGCAAGAAUGGAGGAGCAUGGACAACGGGACGGAUCUCACAAGUCCUUCCAAAUGGUUGUCUGGUUGUGAGGUUCCCUGGAAGGCUGGUAUUGGGAGACGAAUCUAAUAGCUUCUUGGCAGAUCCAGCUGAAGUAGAACUAGUGUCCUUCGAUACCUGUCCUGGGGUGGUCCAAAAGUAUCAACAUAUUGAGGAUUUUCACUGGGCAGUAAGGCCUCUCACAAUUGCAUUUGGUCUAUUUACAGCCAUGAAGAUCAGCUUAUUUGUUGGACGAAACGUAAGUGCAAAGCUGAAGGGUCGAAGAAACUCAAUGCGGAGGGAUGGGAAUAGUCAGGAUGGUCAGAGUGGUGGCAAUACAGCUUGGCUUCCUCCACCGGUUGUGAAUCUUUUCAAAGAAGGUGUUUCUACUGCUAGUGCUAGGUAGUUUACUGUUGUCAUCUGGGCAUGGGUAAGUUUGCUGAAACCUAUCCAUAGCAAAGAUGAACUCAGGCCAAAAUGUACUCAUAAUCCGAGCGCAUAUGGGGUGAGACUGAAAAGUGAACUUUGAUGGUCGAAAAGAUCCGAAAGCUGUUUCGGAACAAAAGAAAAAAAUCUGUUUGUAAUUAGAAGGAUGAUGCAAUAUGUAUAUAUAAAGAAUCUGCCAUUGCUACUUGCUUUCAGUGUAAAUAAAUAUAUAUCUAAUGUUCUGUGGAAAUUCUCCCUC